Messenger RNA from Pelecanus crispus (Dalmatian pelican), 2283 nucleotides. RefSeq names its product E3 ubiquitin-protein ligase TRIM39. The record is from RefSeq and is a predicted model, not a curated record. Gene Ontology annotation, molecular function: zinc ion binding; protein binding. Lineage: Eukaryota; Metazoa; Chordata; Aves; Pelecaniformes; Pelecanidae.
AUGGCUACACAGAGCUCGGCGGAAAACCUGUACAGCGAAGCCUCCUGCUCCAUCUGCCUGGGUUAUUUCCAAGACCCCGUCUCCAUCCACUGCGGCCACAACUUCUGCCGGGUAUGCAUCACCCGCUGCUGGGAAGGGCUGGAGGCGUAUUUCUCCUGCCCGCAGUGCAGGCAGACGGCUUCGCAGAAGAGUUUCCGUCCCAGCAGGGAGCUGGCAAAUAUCGCUGAAAUCGCCAGGCAGCUGAGCCUGCAGGCAGGAGGAGGAGCAGAGAGAUGGGAGAACUUGUGCAGGCAGCACGAGGAGGCUCUGAAGCUCUUCUGCAAGGAGGACCAGCAGCCCAUCUGCGUGGUGUGCGACAGGUCCCGGGCUCACCGCUUCCAUGCUGUGGUCCCCAUUGAAGAAGCUGCCCAGGAAUAUAAGGAAAAAAUCCAAGGCUGCCUACAGGCUUUAAGGGAGGAGAGAGAAAAAUACCUGGAAAGCAGAAAAAAUGGAGUAAGGAAGAGCCUGUACCUGGAGAAAACCAAAAGUGAAGGGAAGAAGAUAGUGUGUGAAUUCGAGCGAUUGCAUCAAUUUUUGAAGGACCAAGAGCGCCUCCUCCUGACCCAGCUGGCAGACCUGGACCGGGCCAUCACCAGGGUCCAGGAGGAAGCAAUGGCAAAGGUCUUGGAGGAGAUGUCUCACCUCGACACCCUGAUCUGGGAGAUGGAGGGGAAGUUCCAGCAGCCGCCAAGCCAAUUCCUGCAGGGCAUCAGAAGACUCUUGAAUAGUUGUGAGAUGAUGAAGUUCGACCCUCCGGUGGAGAUUUCCUCUGAUCUGGAAAGAAGACUUGAGGACUUUGUUCAGAGAAACGUCCUCGUGAGAGGCAUGCUGAGGCAAUGCCAAGACAGCCUGAUGUUUAAAUUGCAAGAGCCAACCAACGUGACCCUGGACCCCACCACGGCUCACCCCAACCUUCACCUCUCCGAGGACCGAAAACAAGCCACGGGCCAGCUGAUGCAGCAGGACCUCCCGGACAACCCAGAGAGAUUUGACUUUGAACCCUGCGUGCUGGGCUGCGAGGGCUUCAUCUCGGGGAGGCAUUUCUGGGAGGUGGAAGUGGGGCAGGGGGGUGUCUGGGCCCUGGGGGUGGCCCGAGCAUCCAUCAAGAGGAAGGGACCCAUAAGCCUCACCCCCAAGGAGGGGGUCUGGGCACUGGAGGCUUAUCACUCUCUCACAUCCCCCCGUGCCAACCUGCGCCUGAACCCACUUCCCAGGAGGAUACGGGUCUCCUUGGACUACGAAGGAGGGCGGGUGGCAUUUUUCAGCGCAGAUGAUGAUGCUUCCAUCUUGGUUUAUACCAGAGCCUUGUUCAACGGGGAGAGGGUCUACCCCUGGUUCAAGAUGGGGAUAGGGGCUCGUUUGCAAGAAAUCACCCAAACCCCACCCUCAGAGGACCAGUCAGUGACCAGGCAGCUGAUGUCCCCUCUGGACUGGGUAGGAUUCAGGUGUCCCCUCCGAAUCUGUCUGGAAGACCUGAAAAAUGAGCUUGAGAAGAGGCAGGCAAAAAAUGGCACCAAACCCUCAGAGGAGAUUUCCCAGCUGGACACCCCAACACAAGAGCAAGAAGAGAAGAGUCAGAAAUCGGAUGUGAGAAGCUCCGUCAGCAGGUGUGGGAAAGUGACUUUCCAGCUGCCAGUGGAUGUUUCUCCAGAGUCAGAAGAGAGAGUCUGUCAUUUCUCAUGGAGGAACAGUGCUCUCAAGGAAACUCUGAAGAAGCUACAAGCCAUCGUGACCCUGGACCACGACACGGCUCACCCAGACCUCAUCCUCUCCGAGGACUGUAAGAGUGUGAGACGCGGGGAAGGACGACGGGACCUGCCUGAUAACCCGGAGCGAUUUGACUACUGGCCCUUCGUGCUGGGAUGCCAGGGCUUUGCAGCAGGCCGGCAUUGCUGGGAGGUUGAGGUGGGGGACGGGGGGGAUUGGGCUGUGGGGGUGGCCCGGGAGUCCAUCUGUCGGAAGGGGCAUCUCAGCCUUUGCCCCCAAGGAGGGAUCUGGGGGGUGGAGAAGUGGGGGGGACAAGUUCGGGCGCUCACCACCCGCAAGGUGACCCUCCUGCCUCUCCGCUGGGUGCCCCGGCGAGUCAGCAUCCACCUGGACUAUGCCGGGGGGACGGUGGCAUUCUUUGAUGCAGAUGAGGGGGGGCUCAUGUUCAUUUUUUCCCGUGCCUCCUUCACUGGGGAGAGGGUCCGCCCGUGGCUUUGGGUGGUGGGGGCCAGGUCCCAGCUCAGGCUGUGUCCCUGA